This is a messenger RNA of Papilio machaon (common yellow swallowtail), 2345 nucleotides long. Its product is annotated as unc-112-related protein. Gene Ontology annotation, biological process: integrin-mediated signaling pathway; cell-matrix adhesion. The record is from RefSeq and is a predicted model, not a curated record. The transcript is spliced from 11 exons. Bases 154 to 2316 code for a protein of 720 amino acids. Gene Ontology annotation, molecular function: integrin binding. NCBI's taxonomy places the organism in Eukaryota, Metazoa, Arthropoda, Insecta, Lepidoptera, Papilionidae. Gene Ontology annotation, cellular component: cell-substrate junction.
AACGGUGGUCUAUGGUCAGUCGGGCAAAGAUCAGCAAAACAAUCGGUCGUCUUGCUCAGCAUUGCUCAGUCUUCCUUACAAUAUUGCUUGCAGUCGCGAUGCUACAUCGGAAGUGACAUUUAAAAGUGUAAAGUGUACAAGAACUUGUGAAAAAUGCUUGCUGACGGAGAAGUUGUUGGUGACGGAUCAUGGAACCUCACAAUUUACGUUACGGACUUGAACGAAAAGAGGACCAUGGUCGUAAAAGGAGACAUGCACAUCGGCGGAGUAAUGCUUAAACUUACAGAAAGCUUCGGUAAAGACUUCAAAAAGGAUUGGUCAGACCACGCGCUAUGGUGGCCGACGCGCAACAAAUGGCUAUCCCGGCCGAAGCACACGCUCGACCAAUACGGCGUGCACGCAGACGCCGCCCUGCAUUUCACGCCCAUGCACAAGCCGCUGCGCAUACAACUCCCCGAUCUAAGAUACAUCGACUGCAAGAUAGACUUCUCUAUUGACACCUUUAGUGCUGUUGUACAGCUCUGUAAGAAUCUCGGUAUAAGGCAUCCAGAGGAACUGUCCCUAUACUAUCCCCUCGAGCCCUCACAUUUGAAGCAGAACUACCAGAACUUAAAGGAGGCAAAGAAAAUAAAGUCCACACAGCCACCGGACACUAACACAUUCAUAGCGGCUACGCGCGGCUCCUCCAACAGUCUGGACCGAUCCAACGGGCCCUGCCCCGCCACGCCGCCGCCACCGAGGUCCCUUUCAGCUACGCCUGUCGCUUCUAAUCAUAAUGGCACAAUCCGGCGCUACGGCGGUCACAUAUACAGUACACAGAGCGACGGCUCCAGCGAUGGUGGCUAUUGCGGCACUCCGCCGCGCGCCUCCUCUCUUGACGCUUUGGAUGCUCUCAGCGACCUGUCCCUCGCUGACUCGCCGCUGGAGCCCGAUUCACAGUCGCGAGAAUCACUACUCACUCCCAAGUCUCUUAUGGAACGCGCCAGGAUGAAUGUCGGGUGGCUGGACUCGUCGUUGUCUAUAAUGGAACAGUACGUACGCGAGUGGGACACGCUGCAACUGCGCUUCAAGUUCUACUCGUUCUUCGACCUGACGGCGCGGGCGCAGGACGCGGCGCGCCUCAACCAGCUCUACCAGCAGGCGCGCUGGCAGAUCCUCAAUCAGGAGGUGCACUGCACUGAGGAGGAGAUGCUUCUCUUCGCCGCAUUACAGUUACAAAUCGAGCUGCAGACGCUGGCGGGGGGCAGCGCGGAGGCGGCCGACGGUGCAGUGGGGGGCGGCGGGGCCGAGGGCGCGCCCGAGGACGACAUCGACGCGGCGCUCAGCCAACUGCAGCAGCAGCUGGAGGGCGGCCCGCCCGCGCGCCAGGACAUCACACACGUGCCCGAACUCGCAGACAACCUCAAGUACCUCAGACCGAAGCGGUUCACGCUGAAGGCAUACAAACGUGGCUGGGUGUCAUGUCGUGAUGGUGUACUGCGUAUACACUCCUCCAGUGAGGCAGCCGCACGUGGAGACCCGCCUUCCUAUGCUGUAGAACUGCGUGGUGCUGAGGUGACUCCGGACGCACAUCCCGCGUCUGGUCGCUACAGCAUCAAGCUGGAGGUGCCGGCUGAAGACGCCAUGAACGAGAUGUGGCUCAAAUGUGACGACGAGGAUCAGUACGCGAAGUGGGUGUCGGCGUGUCGCCUGGGGGCGCGCGGCCGCUCGCUGGCUGACGCGGCGUUCCUGCAGGAGGCUGCCGGAGUGCGCGCCCUGCUCCGUCUGCAGCGCCCGCAGCCCGGCGCUUCGCCCCCGCCCCGAGCACUGCCGCAUCUCGACCAUCUGCUGCCAGAGAACUACCUCGCGCCCAAAUAUCUCAAGAAGCUCAAGGGAAAGUUCACACAGCGUGUGCUGGAGAGCCAUGCGAAUGUGAAAGACUUGCCGCUGCUGGAGGCGAAGCUGCAGUACAUAAAGACUUGGCAGAACCUCGCCGAGUACGGACAGACAUUGUUCGUGGUCCGCUUCAUGGGACAUCGCAAGGACGAGGUGAUCAGCAUCGCCAACAACCGCAUCAUGCGCCUCGACCCCAACACUGGCGAUCACAUCAAGACCUGGCGAUACAGCACCAUGAAGGCAUGGAACGUGAAUUGGGAAAUAAAACACAUGAUGGUGCAAUUUGAAGAAGGCAAUAUAAUAUUCUCUGUGCAGUCUGCGGAUUGUAAAGUUGUUCACGAGUUCAUCGGAGGUUACAUUUUCCUCUCAAUGCGCUCCAAAGACGCAAAUCAAACACUAGAUGAGGAAUUAUUCCACAAACUGACCGGUGGUUGGACGUAAAAUUGUAAAAUAUAUAAAAAUUUAAUGUU